Sitodiplosis mosellana (orange wheat blossom midge) is the source of this 765-nucleotide messenger RNA. Its product is annotated as odorant receptor 94a-like. The coding region runs from base 259 to 741 and encodes 160 amino acids. Gene Ontology annotation, molecular function: odorant binding; olfactory receptor activity. Gene Ontology annotation, cellular component: plasma membrane. The record is from RefSeq and is a predicted model, not a curated record. The transcript is spliced from 6 exons. NCBI's taxonomy places the organism in Eukaryota, Metazoa, Arthropoda, Insecta, Diptera, Cecidomyiidae. Gene Ontology annotation, biological process: detection of chemical stimulus involved in sensory perception of smell; sensory perception of smell.
AAUGAAUUUAAAAGUUUCGAGCAAAGAUGUGCUGGAAUGCAAACGACCAAAGCGAGUUUAUCCGUAUCAUGUAUGGCUGCCAUAUGGCAAAUACACACGUUAUUAUGAGAUAAUAUUCGUUCUGAAUUUCCUGGGUGGUUUGUCUUUGGUGUGUGUCAUCUUGCCGAUUGAUAAUUUGGUCAUGAGUUUUAUGCGCUACAUUCGAUUCCAAUUUUAUGUCAUCAAAGAUGAUCUGGCGAACGGAUUGUUGCUGUCCACAUGAAUAAUCGAUUGAUUGAGAUUGUAAAUCAUCACAUUGCUGUUUUUGAUUUCUUCAAUCGGGCCGAUGAUCUAUUCACUUAUGCACUCUUUGCUCAAUAUAUCGCCUCGGGUGCAAUGAUCUGCGGUGUUUUAUUUUCAAUUUCAACCGUAACCGAUCAUUUGAUGACACCAAAUUUCUUUCAUGUUGCCUUCUUUUACUCUGGACUCAUCAUUCAACUCUACACCAAUUGCUUUUAUGGGAGCCAAGUGUUUGUUACGAGUGAAAAUAUUCGUCAGCAUGCUUACUUCUGUGGGUGGGAAGAUUCUGGCAAGUACAUGGAUCGCAUACAAACCACAUUGAAUAUGAUGAUGAUGAGGUCGAAAAGAGCUUGUCGACUAACAGCAGGGAAAUUUGCUGCAGUGGACUUGCCGACAUUCUUGGCCGUUUUCAAAGCCAGUUACACCUAUUAUACCGUUUUAGUGGAUGACGAUCGAAGGUAGACAUAUUGAUACAUAUCAUACAAC